This is a messenger RNA of Lactuca virosa, 510 nucleotides long. The record is from the annotation of a GenBank genome assembly. NCBI's taxonomy places the organism in Eukaryota, Viridiplantae, Streptophyta, Magnoliopsida, Asterales, Asteraceae.
AUGAAUGAAGACAACCAACAACUGAAUUAUUAUAAGAACAAAAUUGCUAAAGAACAAAAGCAUUCGAAAGCACUUGAAGAGUCGUUUGAUUUUGUGACUCAGAGGCUGAGAAAGACUGAAGAAGAGAACCGUAUUGUGAGGGAGAGAACACAACGCUACCAUGAACAAAACGAGGAAGAGAUGGAUUAUCAAGAGCAGUUCUUUAAAGAUCAACUGAAGAUAAUCCAUGAUGCUAGGAAUGCAAAAGAAGGGAAGUUUGAUAAGCUCCAGAAGGAAGAGCGCAUGAAAGUUGAGCAAUCUUAUUCUGUUGUGGAUCCUCAGAAGAGGGAUGAGAGCCUUGAGGCAAUGAAGGAAUUUGAGGAAGAGAGGGAGAAGCUGAUGAAAGCUCUUGAAGAGCAGAGGACUGAAAUGAAGAGUAGGCACUGGAAAGAGGAGAUUGAGCUGGAGAAAGGGUUUGAUGCUGUGCUGACUCAAUUGAUGGACAAGUACACCAAUAAACUUGAAGGAUGA